Messenger RNA from Yamadazyma tenuis ATCC 10573, 2202 nucleotides. RefSeq names its product medium-chain fatty acid-CoA ligase (gene FAA21). Gene Ontology annotation, cellular component: membrane; endoplasmic reticulum. Gene Ontology annotation, biological process: long-chain fatty acid metabolic process. Lineage: Eukaryota; Fungi; Ascomycota; Pichiomycetes; Serinales; Debaryomycetaceae. Gene Ontology annotation, molecular function: long-chain fatty acid-CoA ligase activity. The record is from RefSeq and is a predicted model, not a curated record.
AUGUCUCUUGCUGUCGAUGAAACCAAGUAUGUGGAAGAAUUGGUGGAAGCCUCCGUACCUCUAGGAGAGCUUUCUCUUGCAAACUCCAGGCCUGUUCCCCACACUGAAGAAGCUGGUUAUUCUCCGAUCUACAUCAACUCUUUUGUUCAAGACAACUUUGGAGGAAAAUUAAGAGAAACCCCUCAUCCAAGCUUAGAUACAUACUAUGCCUUGUUUAACCACUGUGUAGCCUUGCACUCCCAAGAAAAGUCUUUUGGAGUCAGAGAAGUUUUAGAUGAUGGUUCCAGAGGUGAAUAUGUAUGGGAAACAUAUGGACAAAUCAACCAAUUGAAGAAACAAUUGGGAGCUGGAUUCUUGUAUGUGUUAAACAACAGUCCAUUUCGCCCCAGUGACGAAGUCCAAGAGAAGAUCGACAAUCACGAAAAGUACGUUGCCAACUUGGACGAAACUUUUUUCAUUUCGAUCUUUUCUUCCAACAGAAGAGAAUGGGCUUUAACCGACUUGGCAUGUGUUAAUUACUCCAUUUGUAACACAGCUUUGUAUGAUACGUUGGGCCCCACCACCACCAAGUACAUUUUGGGGUUGACAAAAUCUCCAAUGAUUGUGUGUUCGAAGGACAAGUUGAAAUUGUUGAUCGAUUUGAAGAAACAGCAUCCAGACGAAUUGCGGGACUUGAUCACCUUGGUGUCCAUGGAUCUGUUGGACUUGCAGAACCCCUCUUCCAAUGAUAGAUCCCUUCAUCAGUACGCAAAAGCAAAUAAUAUCAUGCUUUAUGACUUCAAUCAGGUGAUCAAGUUGGGAGAACUCAAUUGGAGACCCGAUAUCCCACCAAAACCAGAAAAUAUUUAUAUGGUGAGUUUUACUUCGGGUACCACGGGAGCUAAUCCAAAGGGGGUUGUUUUGACUCAUAGAAAUGGUGUUGCCUCGGCCACCUUUUGUCUUGCCAAAAACCUUACUGCUGCUAGACUUGAAAAGAUCAGAUACUACAACUUUUUGCCAUUAGCCCAUAUCUAUGAAAGAAUGAACCUUAACUAUGGAAUGUUUAGAGGGUACGAAAUUGGUUUUCCUUCAACACCAUCUCCUUUGUCGUUGUUGGAAGAUGUCAAAGCCUUGAAGCCUCAUCUCCUAAUGUUGGUUCCUAGGGUGUUGACCAAGUUAGAAGCAGCUUUGAAAAACCAAACCGUCAACAACCCUGAUAAGCCUCUUUUGCUGAAGUUGUUCACCGCUGCUGUUAACUACAAGAUGGAAAAACAAUCCCAAGGUGAUGGUAAUGAAGGAAGACACUUUUUCUAUGAUAGGUUGAUUAAUUUGGUUCGUAAAAAGGUUGGGUUUGAAAACAUCGGUGCCUUUAGUUCUGGAUCGGCUCCCAUUGCUCCAGAUACCAUUAAGUUCUUGAAGGCCAUCUUGAAUAUCGGAAUUGCUCAAGGUUAUGGAUUGACUGAGUCGUUUGCUGGAGUAUGUGCAUCUCCCAACUAUGACAGUGAGCCAGGUUCAUGUGGAGCUCCUUCGAUCACCUGUGAGAUGAGAGUUAGAGAGGUACCUGAAAUGAACUACUAUGCUAAGGACAAAAAUGGUCCUAGAGGAGAAUUGCAAUUAAGAGGUCCUCAGAUUUUCAAAGAGUACUACAAGAACCCAGAAGAAACUUCCAAGGCAUUAUCUGAGGACGGUUGGUUUUCAACUGGUGACAUUGCUGAAAUCAAUGGCACCACUGGAAGAAUUACCAUCAUUGAUAGAGUUAAGAACUUUUUCAAAUUGGCUCAAGGUGAGUAUAUUACCCCAGAAAAGAUCGAGAACAUAUACUUGUCUUGUUUCCCAUUGGUUGCCCAGGCAUUUGCUCAUGGUGAAUCCACUGAGUCCUAUUUGGUGGGUAUUUUAGGUAUUGAGUUAGAGACCUCUAAACCUUGGUUGAAGAAGAACUUCAACAUUGAUGUUUCUUCAAAUGAAGAGUUGUUGGAAAAGAUGAACGAGAAGGCCAUUAAAACCGAGUUCUUGAAGCAAAUGAAUGCCUCUACCAAGAACUUGUUACAAGGGUUUGAAAAGCUUAACAAUAUCAAAUUGAUGGUGGAACCUUUGAAACUUGAAGACGAUAUUAUCACUCCUACAAUGAAGAUUAAAAGACCUUUGGCCAAAAGAUUCUUUAAAGACCCAUUGGGUGAAUUAUACACAGAAGGUUCUCUUUUCAGAAAAGAAACUAAAUUGUAG